Molecule: messenger RNA, 658 nt
Organism: Pieris brassicae (large cabbage white)
Lineage: Eukaryota; Metazoa; Arthropoda; Insecta; Lepidoptera; Pieridae
Gene: mRpL41
Product: 39S ribosomal protein L41, mitochondrial
Exons: 1
Coding region: 118-606 (162 amino acids)
Biological process (GO): translation
Cellular component (GO): mitochondrial large ribosomal subunit
Molecular function (GO): structural constituent of ribosome
Source: RefSeq, a predicted model, not a curated record
GACAUAUUUGUUAUAUUUCCAAAAUAUAACCUUAUACCUAUCGCUAAAGUUUCAAUUUAAAUUUUUACAAAAAGAUAAAGAUUUGUUUGAUAUUAAAAUAUUUAAAACACCUUAGGUAUGUCCAAAAUAGUUCCAUUAAUAAAUUUGAUAUCAACUAGAUGCAUUACUGUCUCCGCUCCUAGGGAAGGAAAGAGAAAUUUUAGGAAAUUUCUUACUCCCAACAAAAGAGGCUCCAAAUUCCACAAAUUGCGACAAAUGGGGCCCAAUCGCGAGCUACCGAUAGAUAAACGAGGUGUACGUGAUACGGGAUAUGAAUUAGAUGGAAAAUUUGUAUCUGUACCAGAAAUGAUUCCUGAACUAAUUGUACCUGACCUAAAAGAUUGCACUUUUAAACCAUAUGUCUCAUAUAAAACUGAAGAUGUCGUCCAAAGUGAAUUUACAUCUCAACAACUGUUUGAUGCAGUGUACAGUAAAAAGAUUGUUAUGGACUUUAAGCAAGGUAAAUUGGAUGAAAACGACCUACCCAUUGAACCAUCAGAGGAAGAGAAAUUACAGCCUGAUGAAGCUGUUGUCAGAGCGAAGAGAACUGGUUCUGAUAUAUUUUAGUUGUGAUUAUAGAUAUCAUAUUACUAUAGUAAAAUACAUAGUGUAGGAUGUA